GCCACUGCCAAACAAGGCCAAAUAUGCUGGUUUAAAUUUCCCCGUGGGCAACUCGUACUUUUUUGCUUUGGCCCUGACCAUCGGUCCGCUUGAGAUACCGGAGCUGCGCCACUUUUUUUCCUUACCUCAGUACCAAUCGUUGACAUUGUAGAGAUAUACUAGCUAUGAACGCUCCUAAUUGCUAUGAGUUUUAUGUUCUAGAGGAAGGAGAGCGACCUGUUGAAGUUGAAGUUACAGGGAAUACAAAAAUUCCCAAUUCGGUUACCAUUAAGAUCGUGAAGCAGGAUCAUACCUUGGACAACCAACAGUGUUCUUGCAACCAACUGCUCACAAUGCUUCAGGUUUUCUUUGCAGGCUACAAAGUCCCACAUCUUCUACAUCCUUACUUUCUGAUCAAGAUUCAGAUUGAUAGCACUAUUGCCCGGACUAGUACUGAAGUUCCCGAGCAAGCAUGUCCAGACCUUAUCGGGAAAAUCGCGUCACUUGAAGCAACCUUCGAGGAGCAAUUCCAGAUGAGAAGUAUUGGAGGUGCUGUCUCCAGCAUCGAUGAUCCUUAUGGCACUGGAGCUGCAACAUCUUUAUUCCCUGAAGGCAGAGACUACUUGGAUUUCUGAUUGGGAUCAUGCAUUUCCUCAAAUCGUACAGUCAUGGCCCGCAAUGGCAAUACUGGUAUAUGGCGUUCCCUACUGGACCAUCGACUCCGCUUAAUGGCUGUGAAUUAUGACCACACAUACGUGCAACAAAAUGAGGAUGUAUUCUAAGUUUCGAGUUUUCUC
Molecule: messenger RNA, 776 nt
Organism: Somion occarium
Lineage: Eukaryota; Fungi; Basidiomycota; Agaricomycetes; Polyporales; Cerrenaceae
Source: the annotation of a GenBank genome assembly